AUGGAUAAAAACGUAUUUAUGCCAGGAACGGUCCGCAGUAUAUCGUUGGCAAUGCAACGUGCAGUACAGAGUCCGGUGUGUCUUAUGCAGAGCCAGGCGCAGAUCGUGGAUGAUGCUGCGCCGGUGCGCUUCGUCGGUCACUGGGACGAUUUUGGGACUGCUACCCUAACCAAUAACGGUCAGUCUGCCGUGUUGCAGCUGAACAAUCGUCCUUACCAACCUUUGGUGGUCGGUGGUCCGCUAGGCAGUAUCUAUGUAUUUGAGCAACUUCACUUCCAUUGGGGACCGGACGACAGUGUCGGAUGCGAACAUCUGAUCGAUGGACGGGCUCGCUCGAUGGAGGCACAUCUCGUUCAUUACAACGCACGUUACGGUAGCUACGCCGAAGCAUUAGCCCAAGCGGACGGAUUGAUGGUGGCCGCCUUUCAAUUUGACGCACAACCAAACCAGCCAGACUGGAUGCCGCUGCAGACAAUCGUAAGCGCUCUACGAUACAUCCAACCGCCAGGAACGGGCACAUCCGUCCCGUCCGAUUGUUUGCACUGGUUGACCGGUUUAGUGCUCGAUCGGAGUUAUUACACCUAUCACGGAUCGAUGACGACCGCACCGUACCGGGAAAGCGUAACCUGGCUUGUGUAUCACGCGCCCAUCUUCAUCUCAUCAGGCCAGGCGAACGCUUUUCGCCGCCUGCUGCGCAAACGUUCCGGUUCGGCUGGAUCUCUCACGCUAAACACGAGUAAUUUUCGUCCGGUACAGUCACCGUCCAAUUCUUUUCGGCUGGUGUUUGUGCGCGACACUGUGCCACCGUUGCGAUCGAAACUGUAA
Molecule: messenger RNA, 825 nt
Organism: Anopheles maculipalpis
Lineage: Eukaryota; Metazoa; Arthropoda; Insecta; Diptera; Culicidae
Product: carbonic anhydrase 7-like
Exons: 3
Coding region: 1-825 (274 amino acids)
Cellular component (GO): cytoplasm
Molecular function (GO): carbonate dehydratase activity; zinc ion binding
Source: RefSeq, a predicted model, not a curated record